Trypanosoma grayi is the source of this 978-nucleotide messenger RNA. RefSeq names its product 3-oxo-5-alpha-steroid 4-dehydrogenase. The coding region runs from base 1 to 978 and encodes 325 amino acids. Gene Ontology annotation, biological process: steroid biosynthetic process. Gene Ontology annotation, molecular function: 3-oxo-5-alpha-steroid 4-dehydrogenase activity. The transcript has a single exon. The record is from RefSeq and is a predicted model, not a curated record. NCBI's taxonomy places the organism in Eukaryota, Euglenozoa, Kinetoplastea, Trypanosomatida, Trypanosomatidae.
AUGAGCAUGUGGGCGGUGCUGCUCACCGCGGUGGCGCACCUUCUUGCCUCGAUGGUAUGCAUUGUUUUGCUCGCUGGUUACGCGAUGCCGAUGGGAAGCAUCACGGCUGUGCAAUCAAGCAGUUACUUUCAUCUCGCUAUGGCUGCGGUGACUUACCCGGUGCUUCGCUUCUUUGUCGUUGCCCCAUUUGGGCGUCACGCCGCCACCACCACCGUCCGCCUCGCUUUGCCCGCGUCGCUUUCGUGGGCGCUGCAGGAGUGCCCGACGCUACUGAAUGUUGUGUACUACAUUCUCGUGGAGUACCCGUGCCACGCGCUCAACUGCAGCAGCGGCGAGUGGCUGCGCCUCGUGGCCCGUGAUCCUCUGGGACGUGUGGCGGCUGUGGUAGCGAAGGGAUUUGGGACACUGCACAUUGGACUGGUCUUUUUCGUGCUGCAUUAUGUACACCGCAGUCUGCUCUACCCGCUGCGCGUGCGCCAGGGAACCCCUGUUCCGGUGCACGUGACCCUGAGUGCAACGCUCUACUGCAUUUUCAAUGGCCGUCUGCAGCUGCUGGCGAAUAUUCGAGAGAAUGAGACCGAACCUCGCCUCCCGAUUACGUCGCUGUGGCGGAUGUUGUUGUGCAUCAUCGGUGUGGCCGUCUUCCUUGCGGGGAUGUGGGUAAAUAUCGCGUCGGACUACUAUCUUCUGCGCCUCAAGUCUCAGUUGCCGAGGCGUGCCUACAAGGUGCCUCACGGAGGGUGGUUUGAGUACGUCAGUUGUGCAAACUUCUUUGGCGAAAUCGUGGAGUGGUGCGGCUACGCCCUUCUUGUGUGGGCGGCGAAGCCAGAGGCGGGACUGGCGGCGUGCAGCUUCUUCGUGUACGUCGUGGCGAACCUGCUGCCGCGCGGGCUUGCACACCAUGAGUGGUACCAGAAGCAGUUUGGGGACGCCUACGCAGCACUACGGCGCCGGGCUGUGGUGCCGUGUGUGUACUAG